Messenger RNA from Mercurialis annua (annual mercury), 873 nucleotides. RefSeq names its product FBD-associated F-box protein At5g38590-like. Gene Ontology annotation, molecular function: protein binding. The record is from RefSeq and is a predicted model, not a curated record. Lineage: Eukaryota; Viridiplantae; Streptophyta; Magnoliopsida; Malpighiales; Euphorbiaceae. The coding region runs from base 1 to 873 and encodes 290 amino acids. The transcript has a single exon.
AUGAUACAGUUUAAACUAUGCAAGAACAAGAAAACGGAUAAUGCCGUCGACGCUAAUUAUUCAAGUAACGACUACAUCAGCAAAUUACCUAAUGAUAUUCUUAUAAGCAUACUCUCCCAAUUUGAUCUGCAAAUCAUAGCAAGAACCAGCAUCCUCUCCAAAAGAUGGAGACAUAUUUGGAAAUUAUGUGAUCGAAAAAUCGACAUUAAUCUUACAGAUUUUAUAAAAAAUUACGGACCUCUGCCGCCAUUAUCUAGUCAUGAUAAACUCAGAAUCGUCGACAGAAUGCACAAUCUCUUAACCCAGAUUAGUGAUAUUAAUCUAACAAUGAUAGACCAACUCAAGAUUCGUUUCCCCAUUAUUGGGAACUCGUCAAGCUGCGACUAUAAGCCUGUCGAUUACUAUGAUGUUUCUAUUAGUCAAUUACAGAGUUGGAUUAACAUGGCUAUUCAAAAUAAUGUUAAAGCACUCGAGUUAGAUUUAUCAGCUGCUCUCGUUGGCUCUCCUUCGAAUUCAACUUCGAUUACAGUUUUCUCGGAUGCGAAAUUCAUGUCACUUGUUUCUCUGCGAUUGAUUGGUGUACAGGCACAUUUGUCUUAUAAAUUGUUAGAUUAUUUAUUAUCUGUUUCUCCGUUUCUUGAAGACUUGUGUGUCAAGGAAUCAUGUUUUGGUAAGGAAAAAGGCUGUCUAGGUGAGCUGAAAAUUUCUGAUACGUGUUUGAAGAGGCUUGAUUUAAUCAAUAAUGGAAUCCAAAUUCUUGAAAUAUCGUCAGCGCCGAAUCUUGAAUCGUUUAAAUUUGUUGAGAAUUAUGGGAAGCCAUUCAAUGUAUGCUUCAAGAAUGUUCCUCGUCCAAGCAGAGUGUCUUUUGAAUGA